Molecule: messenger RNA, 967 nt
Organism: Cololabis saira (Pacific saury)
Lineage: Eukaryota; Metazoa; Chordata; Actinopteri; Beloniformes; Belonidae
Product: TLC domain-containing protein 3A-like
Exons: 5
Coding region: 43-834 (263 amino acids)
Biological process (GO): lipid homeostasis
Cellular component (GO): membrane; endoplasmic reticulum
Source: RefSeq, a predicted model, not a curated record
AGGCUUAAAAAGACAGGUUUGUGUAGCAACUAUCGACACACCAUGGCUGCUCUGGUUUGCGGAGCUGUUGUGUUUCCUGGACUUUUCUACGGUCUCGUGAAAAUAUUUAAGACUUACACGCGAUGGAGCGACGCCGACGUUUUUUGUGUGAGCGAAAGAUUGGUCUCUGCCGUCCAUGCAUCUUUAUCCACUGCAGCAGGAGUCACAGUUGCACUGAGCUGCAGAGACGUCAUUACUGACAGUCAUUGGCUGGUCAACAACUUUGUUCUGUUUGGAGCUCCCUACAUGGCAUUUGACAUCUAUACCAUGUAUCUGAGCCACUACCAUGCACAGAGGCUCACAGACAGUUCUCGUGUGCAUUCGCUUCAGACAGUGAGGGCUUUCCUCAACAAGGACUGGAUGUUGGUCCUCCAUCACGCAGUGCUGCUUCUCAUUUUUAUGCCCAUCACUUUGUUUUUCAGGAGAGGACUGGGAGAUUUCUUCAUUGGCUGUCUAUUCAUCACAGAGUUCAGCACUCCUUUCGUCUCCACAGGAAAGAUUCUCAUUCAGCUGCACCUCGAUGACACCAUACUGUACAGAAUUAAUGGCUUCAUCGUCCUCCUGACGUUCUUCACGUGUCGGAUCCUGCUCUUCCCCUUCAUGUACUGGGUGUAUGGCCGCCAGUUUGAGAUCCCGCUUCACAGAGUGGCCUUUCAUCUGCCUCUGAAGUGCAAUCUGGGUAACCUGCUCAUCCUGGCUCCACAGAUCUACUGGUUUAUCCUACUGCUAAAGAAGGCUAACAGACUCUACCUGAGAGCAAAGAAACAACAGGGGGAGAACAGAAAGGCAUGCUGAGAAGACUGGUCCAUUUGUAGCAACGAACUGCCUUUACAGUACAUCAUUGUUGCUUGUACCAUUUCUGACCAAACACUUUAGUAGAAUAUUUACUUAGGUUUUUUUAAUUGUGAAAUAAACACAAAAAUGAUAA